GGGGAUUUUAUGGUUGUUGAAAAAAGUUUCUAGCUUUUAUUUGAGUAAACAUGUUGGCUGUGUUUGAGCAAUCUAUUGGGAAGCCACCUUCAGAGCUGAGCGUUGCUCAGACAGGUAGACAGAAAAAGGAGGCUAGAACAAAGGAAGAGAUUGAAGAAAGUUUCAAAUCAUGGAAGCCAGACUCAACUUUUUACCACCUUUCAAAUGGGAAUUUCAUGGCUUUUUCUCAUGGAAAUGAAAACCCUUUCCAUCCAAGGUCUAUUGUGGUGAUGGAUGACAUAUUCUGCAUCUUUUCUGGUGGUUUAGACAACACUUUUGAUUUGAGGAAAUAUUAUGGUCUUUCAAGACAAGCUACAGAAGCUAUGAUAAUGGUUGAGGCUUACAAAGUUUUAAGGGAUCGGGCGCCAUACCCUCCUGAUCAAGUCAUCAAAGAACUUGAAGGCAAAUUUGCUUUCAUUCUCUUUGACUCUAAAGCCUCCACUCUUUUUCUUGCUAGGGAUCGCGAUGGAAGUGUGCCAUUACACUGGGGAACUGCUACAGAUGGAUCAUUAGUAUGUUCUGAUGAUUCAGAGUUCAUUCAAGCUUCUUGUGGGAAAUUGUAUACCCCGUUUCCUCCAGGUUGUAUCUUCAUAAGUGACACUGGGCUAAUAAGCUUUGAUCAUCCAAUGCACAAAGUAAAAGGAAUUGCGCGUGAAGAUGAUGAAGGAAAUGUCAAUGCUGUGAUUUUCCAGGUGGACUUGUAUACCAAACUCCACAGCAUUCCUCGCAGGGGAAGUGCUGCGAAUUGGGCUGGUGCUACUACGGUUGAAUGAAACGGAAGAUUUGAAACUUUGACGAUCUUCCCAAGUUGAGUCAUGAUUGUAAUAAUGUUAAAUCACAAACGGUAUGCUACUUUGUGGCCAUCUUGUUAAAUAAUCUGAAAUCAUAUGUUGCUGCAAUAAUAAUAUUUCCAUCACCAAUCGACUGUUUCUUACUAAA
Solanum pennellii is the source of this 978-nucleotide messenger RNA. RefSeq names its product stem-specific protein TSJT1. The transcript is spliced from 4 exons. NCBI's taxonomy places the organism in Eukaryota, Viridiplantae, Streptophyta, Magnoliopsida, Solanales, Solanaceae. The coding region runs from base 51 to 812 and encodes 253 amino acids. The record is from RefSeq and is a predicted model, not a curated record.